Messenger RNA from Phycomyces blakesleeanus NRRL 1555(-), 975 nucleotides. RefSeq names its product ATP12, mitochondrial F1-ATPase assembly protein (gene ATP12). The record is from RefSeq and is a predicted model, not a curated record. NCBI's taxonomy places the organism in Eukaryota, Fungi, Mucoromycota, Mucoromycetes, Mucorales, Phycomycetaceae. Gene Ontology annotation, biological process: mitochondrial proton-transporting ATP synthase complex assembly. The transcript has 5 exons. Bases 29 to 940 code for a protein of 303 amino acids. Gene Ontology annotation, cellular component: mitochondrion.
UUUUAUUUUAUUUUUACUAAAUAAAGAAAUGGCUUCCCUCUCCACACGCUUGUUUCUGAGACCUACUCUGUUUAGAGCUGUCAGAGCAGAGACCAGAUCCUUCACUUUGGGAUCAACUCUUCGCAACCAAGCUGUUUCCGAGACCGAAACCCAAGAGCAACAAGACGAUGCCAAAGUUGAAGCUGCCCUCAAACGUGCCGAACGCACAAUGAAGCGAUUCUGGAAGCGUGCUGGCGUCAAGACUGAAGGCGAUGAAUGUACUGUAAUUCUCGAUCACCGUAACUUGCGUACACCCAGCAACAACGUGAUGCGUUUCCCUAUUGCCCAGCGCAACUUGGCACUUUUGACAGCUGCUGAAUGGGAUGCCCAGACCGAGAAUCUCAAGGCACACACUUUGCCUUUGACUUCGAUUAUUGCUCGUGCCAUUGAUGCGUUUGAUCCCUCGCACGCCACUGACCCUACACUUCGUGCUCAGGUUAUUGACAAGUUGAUGGUCUACUUUGAUACUGAUGCGACAUGCUACCGUGAAGAAGGACCCGAGCUCUUGGUCCGCCUGCAGGAACAGCACUGGUCUCCUAUCCACGCAUGGAUCAAGGAAAAGUAUGGUGUCGGGAUCAACUCGACCACCGAGAUCUUUGCGGUCACGCAGCCCCAGGAAACCAAGGAUGUGUUGCGCAAGGAGAUCGAGGCCAUGGACAACCUGGAGCUGUCCGCAUUUGAAAAGGGUGUCAUGAGCUCCAAGAGUUUCUUGAUUGGAUUUGCUCUGAUCAAGAAUGCUUUGACAGUCGAGCAGGCUGCCCAGGCUGCCCAUGUGGAGAUGAAUGCUCAGAUGGAACGUUGGGGUGAAGUUGAAGACAGUCAUGAUGUGGAGCGUGAAUAUAUUAGACAGACUCUUGGAUCUGUUGCCUGUGCUGUCAUGCACAAGCACCAGGGUCUUUAGAAAACAAAACAAUAUAUAUAUAUAUAUAUAAAUCC